UUGUGUCGUUAAAAAUAAACUGUCAAAAAUUUUCGUAGAGGUUAACAAUAUUGUUAAUUUAUUUUUAUAAAACAAUAGUUCAUUUUAAAUUGAUCAAAAUGCAGAAAAAAAUGAGACCAUCAUUAAUAUUGGAUCGAUUACAUAAGGGUUUUGUAUGCGCUUGUUUAGGCUUAACAGUGUAUGGAGGAUAUUUAUUAAGUUUGCGAGCGUAUCGAUAUUUCGCAUAUAUUAAACCAAUGCGUGAACAACAGAAAUUAAAAUCGCAAGAAGAAUUAUUAGCAGAAGGAUCGUCUGAUAAAAUUGUGGAUUCAGCACCGGAAAUUAAAUUAUAACUACUAGUUUAUAUCACCUCAGCUACAGGCGCACUUGAAGUUGUUAGUUAACAAAUUAUUUAUUAAUUAUAAUGUAUUUGUAGAAUAUUUCUUAUAU
Chrysoperla carnea is the source of this 429-nucleotide messenger RNA. RefSeq lists its product as uncharacterized. Bases 99 to 332 code for a protein of 77 amino acids. The record is from RefSeq and is a predicted model, not a curated record. NCBI's taxonomy places the organism in Eukaryota, Metazoa, Arthropoda, Insecta, Neuroptera, Chrysopidae. The transcript has a single exon.